UUUGACAUUGGCAUUUAGAAUAUUGGUUAUGUUAAAUGUUGUGAAAAAGUGAAAUUUUUUUAGUUUUUCCAGGAACAUGAGUAUCUAUAAACAAUUCCAUAGUUUUCAGUUAUAGCAGCAAUCUUAAUUUGUAAUAGUUAAAAUAUACAACCAUGCAGAACAACAACAGAGACCGUGAGAGCAAUCAUUCUAGCUCUAGUAGUCACCCCCAUUCUACGGUGAUGAAUAUGCGUGAUAAAGAAAGAUAUAUCGAGGAUUUUAACUUUCCCUAUUGUGAUUUGACGGGGAAAUACGAAAAAGUUGCCAAAAUAGGUCAGGGAACUUUUGGGGAAGUAUUUAAAGCACGGGACAAGAGCAAUCCUAAAAAGUUUGUAGCUAUGAAAAAAGUUCUUAUGGACAAUGAAAAGGAAGGGUUUCCAAUUACUGCCCUUCGUGAAAUAAGGAUACUUCAACUUCUGAAACAUGAAAACGUAGUGAAUCUUAUAGAAAUAUGUAGGACUCAAGCCUCACAACACAACAGAUACCGGUCGACUUUUUAUUUAGUUUUUGACUUUUGUGAACACGAUUUGGCGGGUUUGCUAUCGAACUCUAAUGUUAAGUUUAGUUUGGGUGAAAUUAAAAAAGUAGUGCAACAACUUCUGAACGGACUGUAUUAUAUUCAUAGCAACAAAAUACUUCAUAGGGAUAUGAAAGCAGCUAAUGUGCUGAUAACGAAGAAUGGAGUAUUGAAAUUAGCUGAUUUUGGAUUGGCGAGAGCAUUUAGUAGUACGAAAAACGGACUACCCAAUAGGUUCACAAAUCGAGUGGUAACGCUCUGGUACCGACCACCAGAGUUAUUACUGGGCGAGAGAAAUUAUGGCCCACCAGUAGAUCUCUGGGGGGCAGGUUGUAUAAUGGCUGAGAUGUGGACGAGGUCUCCCAUUAUGCAGGGCAAUAGCGAGCAACAGCAACUUACGCUAAUAUCACAACUCUGCGGAUCGAUAACUCCUCAAGUGUGGCCUGGCGUUGAACACUUAGAACUUUUUAAGAAGAUGGAACUGCCCCAUAAACAAAAAAGGAAGGUCAAAGAACGCCUAACACCUUACCUCAAGGACCCCUACGCCUGCGACCUUUUAGACAAACUACUAGUCCUGGAUCCAUCGAAGAGAGCCGAUUCCGACACGGCGCUGAACCACGAUUUCUUCUGGACCGACCCGAUGCCCUGCGAUCUCGGAAAGAUGUUGGCCAAUCACACGCAGAGCAUGUUCGAGUUUCUGGCACCUCCCAGAAGAGCUACGCAGAUGCGCCAUCACUCGAUGCCUAGACCGGCGCCUUCAACCGUACAAGACAGCGGGUACCAAGAUAGAGUGUUUUAAGGAGCAUAGAAAAGAUAUACGGAGUUUUUUUAUUCAAAAUGUUUGAUGACGAGUCUUGAAGACACGCUGUUGAAAAGUAUAUGCCAUGAAGGAGAAAUGUUUAUGUCAAGGCGUUGGUUUCCUAUGGUAAUGGAUGUCGAAAUGAUCAUCCUUUACCAAUUUUUGUUUAUUAAUUUCUUUUUCGUAUAAUGAUUUAUUUAUUUUUGGACAAUCCCCUUACUAACCUUCCUAAUACCAAGUGAAUUUUAAAACGCCUAGUACCAAUUGGACCGAAUUAUUGCUCCAGUGUUUUUUUUGUAUAUUUAAACAAAAUUAUUAUUGCAAUGAUAUAAAAGCGGUAAUAUUUCCAGAUGUUAUAAUUUUAAAGAUAGUUUUAUCAAAAACUAUUCUUCUUCUUCUACGGCACUACAGCCCAAAUUGAGCCUUGGCCUCCUUUAUUUUUUGCUUCCACCCUUGUUUGUCUGUAACUGCUCUUCUCCAUACACGGAUUCCUAAAAGAGCUUUGCGUCACUACUUACUGUGUCUUCCCAGCGCUUUCUUGGCUUUCCAACCGGUCUCUUUCCCUGCAUUUUAGCGUUCAGUGCCCUUUUUGGUAGCCUAUCCUUUCCCAUUCUUAUCACUUGUCCGGCCCGUUGCACUCUUUGUGUUCUAAUGAAGUCUGACAAGGGUGUUUCCUUAUAAAGUUGAUAAAGCUAGUUGUUGUAUCGAAUUCUGAAGAUUCCGUUUUCCCUCAGUACUUUCCUUUCGAAUGUGUAGAGUUUAUUUUUGGAUGUUUCUUUCAAGACCCAUGCUUUACUGCUAUAGCAUGCUAUUGGUCGAAUUCGACCAAUAACUAUUAGUCGAAACAAUUUAAACAACCAGAAAUAUAAUUUUAUUUAAAAAUGUUUAAAUUAACAAGUCAACAUUUCGUCGGUGACCUGGCAAUAUCUCCUAUGUGACUUCACCUAAACUUUUCAGGAGAGACAAAAAACUUUAUAAGUAUAACAUUUUAAUAUCUUUCAAUUGUUUGUUUGUGUUUUAUGAUCUGUGUUAAAGCGAGGUGUUUACUUAUUAUGAAAAAGUUAAUAUUUAAUUGAGUUUAGUUUUGUUAGGCUAGAUAGGAGUUAUUGCUUUAAGUAGUGUUACUCAUAGGACAUAUUGAUUUUCAUUUAAUGUGAACUUAGGAGUUGUUGUUUAUUAAAAUUAAGCAUAGCUGCCCUUUCAUUCAAAUAAAAUUCAAAAAUUCUUUGAAAUUAAACAUUAAUUAUAUGAAACAUUUUAUUCAUGCUAAUAUAAAAUAGUAAAACACAAUAUUAAAACUUCGAAAAACAACAAAUAAAAAUUAUUUCAUAAGUAUGUCAAAUCGAACAAAAUAAAAAGAUUUAUCCGUGUAAAAGGCCAUCAUGAAAUAAAUGCGUAUCUUUCGGUAAUGUCGAUUUUAGAUCUUGUAAAUGUUGCCAUUUCUCCGUUUUUAUUUUAGGAGGCGAUAGAAAUAAAGGUGGAUAGUCCAAAAUUGUUGGUAUAGUCUUUGGUCUGAUAGGGAUUUGUAGGUAUUCUCCUUUAUGAUCAGUUUUUAUUUCUAUGGUCCCAGCUGGAUUGUAUUUGAUACAUUUUAUAUCAUUAAUGGUUGGGUCAUAAGCUUUUCUUCCAGGUCGGAUUGAGGAAUAUCGCAUGUGGUUGGAGGAUGAAUAGUCUUUAAAAAACGUAUGUUCUAAUCUUUUUACUCUAUAUGGCUUAGUUCCUUUCCUUGCUUGAAGUGUAAUAGUAGCGUAGUCACUGGGCAGAUGGAUUUCCUUAUUUUUAAGACUUCUUUCUAUCGUACUAUGUACCGAGUCACAUUCCAUUUGAGAAUGGCCCGGUUCAAGAUAUUUUUGGACACUAACACAUUAUGCUUGAUGGUAAAGUUUAGUAAAGCGUUGGGCAGGACAUUAUUGCGAUUUUGAUAACCGCAUCCAUCAGAAUAAAUAACGACUGGCGUUUUGGAAUCGGUAACACAGUUUUCCUCUAAAUAAUCUAUGAUACAAGAAACAAAUGUGGAUGCUUUGAGCUGGUUAUUCUCGUUUUCUGAAAACCAAUAGCACAUAACAUCCCGAGUUUUUAGGUUAUAAACUGUGAAGUUAUGGCAGGACAAUUUCGUUUUAAAGUACAUUUUGUUCGCUGGUACAUAUGGGCACAACUUUACGGCUUGUAGAUCCAUUGUUAGUGCUAUUAUUUCAUCUCUUUCACUUGUGGCUUUAUCCAAAGUUUUAGCUUCUCUGUCGUCUUCUUUUCUUUUUAUAUGAGCUCCGUAUUCUUCUUCAGUCGUAUUCUUGUAUUUAAAUGCAAAACAAAUAUUGCAUUGGUCUCUUUUGGUGUAUAUAAAGCAAAAUUAUUCUCCUUAAAUCGUUGUGAGAAUACGUUUCGACCUAAAGGAGUUAUAUUCUUUUCUUGACAAAAACUAUUCACAUAAACACCAUACAAAUCUGACAUACUGGUAAAAGAAUAUUCUAAAUAUAAUUUUUGUGUUUCGUUACGGCAAUAGUGUGAGGGAAGUUUAGGUAAACUCUCAAAAAAUUGUUCCAAGUAUUUAUGACUUUCUGUAUACCUAUUCUGUACCAUUUUCUUGGUAGAAACACAUGAUGAUUCGUCAGUCAUACCGCAAGAACUGUUGUCCACCCAAUAGUGAAUAGUUUUAUAACCUAUAUCUAAUGUGUUUGUGAACAUGGUACGAUAUACUUGUAAGUUUUCAUUUCCGUCAUGUAAAUAGAAGUGUACGUACCUUGUCUUCUUGAAUUUUCUUUGGUUGAUUUAAAUGUUGGAGUUUUAAAUACAUGAGAUGCUACAAAGACCUUACGCUGAUCCCAAGUCAUACCCCAAAAUUUCUUAAAGAUAUGACUUCUGCACUGUUCCGUAAAUUCUUUGCAAUAUCUUAGUUUGGAGUUUAGACAUUUUUUUGAAGUACACGCCUCUUUUAAAGAUUUUGCUUUUCUUGGCAUGUUUUGCUUAAUCUUCCCGGAUUUUUUACUAAACCCCAUGUAUACUUCACCUUUCAUUCGGAGUUUUUUGUUUUUAUAUCUCUUCCAUUCAUUUUUAUUUUGACCCAGCUUCCUUUUGCUCUUCAUGAUAACUUCAACAUCACUGUUUGUGUUCACCAGAUUUCUUUCAAUAUUAUUGUUCAUACCAGUAUUAGAACUUUCUUGAACAUCACUGGUAUUUGUAGCUUCAUAAGUUUCGUCUUCGUCACUAGAACAUUCAUAUGGCACAAGAGAUACCACCCUUUCAUUUUGUUCAAUUGGCAACAGUACUUGUUUAUUUGUUGAAUUAUUUAACGCGAGGUUUACAGAGUUAUUGUCAGCAGAACUGUUGUUAUCUAAAAAAUGCAUUUCGUUAGAUAAACUAUCACUUGGCAUAAUACAAAUAUCAUUAUCCGCCAAAGAGUCUAUUUCGUUAAAGUCACUUAUUUCGUUGAUAUAUUUAUUUCGUUGAUAAACAACUCGCAGUCUAACAGCGUACAGCACCCUAUGAUUACACUAUACAAACUGACAAGAUAGGACAUGUUGCAUGUAGUUUACCGCGUGAAUUUAGGUAAGAGAAAUUGCAAGUGGCGUUUUUAUAUAUUUAGAAAUUUUUCUCGUUCAUAGGACUUCUACAGUCAAAUCGUUGAAAUAAGAAUAUUCCGAAUCAUCAAUAACCCAUUUUCAUAAAAAAUGCAGAUAGGAGAAAUUGCCAGGUCACCGACGAUUUACAUUUAUCACAUAUUUUAACUUUCUUGCUAUGUGAUCGACACACAAUAUUGUAAUUAACUAGUUUUGAUAGGAAAUAAUUAAAUGCCACAAUAAAAUAGCUUCAGAACAACACAAUAUUGUAGCGGUUGUUACUGUAAUAACUUAUAAUUACAAAGAAACUAGCGGUUCGUAUUUAUAUACGAUUUUAUUUAUAUAACCGUCCAGACGAAUUUAUUUUACAGACUAUUUUACUCUUAAAAAUUGACAUCCUUAUAUUGAAUACAAAAAUAAUAACCAUGUUCUUGAACGUUCCAGAAAAACGGAACCGCCCAUCACUAGUUAAUCCGUGGCCUUGACUGUCGAUCAUUCACGAAAAAUCGUUUCCUCACUUGUACGGUGAGUCAUUGUUCCAGAUUCCAGAUGUCUCCAUACGCGAGUGGCUGUCGAGACGGAACCUGUUAUUUGCGGUCGGUAAUUCGUCACAAUAUUAAUACAUUUGCUAAUUUUUCUUCCGUGGGGAAAUAUAGCACCUUUUCUUUCUGGUUGUGUGGUGAAUUUAGUUCUUCCACAGGUUUUUGUAUGGUGUAAUGUAAUGUGUAAUCUUCAGAAAUAAAUAAUUUAAACAACUUCGUCAUACUUAUAGAUGUUGGUUGACUCUGGUGAACAUCGACGGCAGUUCUGUAAUAGAAAAACUGGUAUUAGGAAGGUUAAUUUUUUUAAUUUGCAUUUUCUUAUAUUAAGAAUAAAAUGAAAUACAGCAGUGUGUUAAAUACACAAACAACAUUACAUUUCAAAUUAAAAUAAUUUCUAUAAUAUAUCACAUUAGUGUGACGUCAUAUUGACAAAUUUGCUAUGAAGUUAGCUUUAACGUUUGGUUCUAAACAAUGGGAAUAUGCUAUGCUAUUUUCAAAGCAUUUUAUUUCAAUUUAUAUAGAAUCAUUUCAGUUUAGUCAUUAGUUUACUAUUUUCAAAACAAUAUACAGGGUGUUCCCGAAAAUAGUGCGUUGCUUUAAGGUAUGUAUAUAAUACACAAUGUAGAACAAAAAAGUCCUAUAACAUUUUUUCUAAAGUUUACCGUUUCCAAACAAAAUUACAUUUUUCGCCAUAUAAGCGAACUUUUUUCAUAAAAUUAACUAAUUUGGCAUCACUGUACAAGAACUGUUUGUGAUUUAGUUUAUUGACACCACAAAUUGUAGGCCAGACAGGUACACUUGCAAAAUAAUUGUACCACCAUGUUUGAAAAUCCAACAAAACAAGGAUUUGUUUGUUUGUUUAGGAUGAAGACAGGGUUUAAUGUAAAUACUAAAGGCCCAUGGGGCAACUAUUUUUGAAUUGUGAUUGUCUAUAUUUAGAUUUUUGCAUACAUAGUUGUCAGAUCUCAAUUUGCAUACCAAAAUGUAUUUUGGUUUUUUAGCCAAACGGUUGCAUUUAGAAAAAGUGUUAUGACAUUUUUGCUCUACAUGGUGUCUUCUACCUAUACCUUUAAGGAACGCACUAUUUUCGUGGGCACCCUGUAUUCUUUUGCUUUUAAAAUGUUUCAAUUUUCUUUCGUAAAUUAUUCACCUAAAUUGCUCACAUAAGCAUUGAAGUUAACCGUGACAUUUGAAGUUUGACAUCUUUCACAAUAGAGCUUUUCAACCAUUUUUCAACACUUCUCAUUUGUUUCGGGAACUUGUCAUAUAAAUAUGUUGUAUAAUCUGUGUAUAAUAUUAAUAUACGACAUAUGACAAAUGCCCGAAACAAAACAGAAGCGUUGAAAAGCCCUAUUGAUUCUACUAGACCACUUCAUGAAAAAUACAUUUUUUAAUAUUUUGUGGAGAGUAUCCUGUCUAAACGAAUAUUUUUUUUUAGAAAAAUAGAUAGAUUUUUGUACAUAUUUUUUAAAUGAGUAAUUUAAAUAACCAUUAAUGUAUCACAAGACGCUUCAGUAGCUGUACUGAUGAAGUUGAUGUGAUAUUUGUUAUAAAAUUAAUUCAGUUCUAAUUAAAGUUUAGUUUAUA
Messenger RNA from Diabrotica virgifera virgifera (western corn rootworm), 7038 nucleotides. It is a transcript of the gene Cdk9, whose product is annotated as cyclin-dependent kinase 9. Gene Ontology annotation, cellular component: nucleus. Gene Ontology annotation, biological process: protein phosphorylation. Gene Ontology annotation, molecular function: ATP binding; cyclin-dependent protein serine/threonine kinase activity. The transcript is spliced from 5 exons. Lineage: Eukaryota; Metazoa; Arthropoda; Insecta; Coleoptera; Chrysomelidae. The record is from RefSeq and is a predicted model, not a curated record. The coding region runs from base 153 to 1355 and encodes 400 amino acids.